Molecule: messenger RNA, 1423 nt
Organism: Bubalus bubalis (water buffalo)
Lineage: Eukaryota; Metazoa; Chordata; Mammalia; Artiodactyla; Bovidae
Product: BLOC-1-related complex subunit 8
Exons: 1
Coding region: 754-1062 (102 amino acids)
Cellular component (GO): BORC complex
Source: RefSeq, a predicted model, not a curated record
AAAGAGUCGGAUACUGACUGAGCGACUUAACUUUCACUUUCACCUUAUAAAAAUUUUUUUAAAAGAAAAUUAGUAAGCGUAGAAUUUUGCAUUCACAAAACCAUCUCACUGUCUUUGAUCCUCGUUCCUUCAUUCCGUUUUUGUAAAAUUUUGUAAAAUUUCCGAGCUCCGUCUAGUGACGUUGCAUUUUCAAGUUAGCUCUACUGUGUCCCAAGAGGCCUGCAUCUAAUUUUUCCCCUAGCAUCAAGCUAUGUCUUCCUGCUAGCUGUCUCACGGGCAGGUUCCUCCCCUGGGGCUGGUGUGAGGGGGAGGCCAGGCUGAGCUCUCACCACCUACAGAUUCGACUCUGUGACAGGGGCUCCAUCAGAGAUAGCUGGACCUCCCCCUGCUGUCUCUGUAUCCUUUUGUUUCCAUUGUUGGCCGGUGGGGUGGUGGGGGUGGGGGAAAAUGGACUUGGGAUGCCUUGAGAUCCUGAGGACUUGAUCUUAAAAAUCCAAACUCACUCUACUCUCAGAGAAGUGGGGAGAGUCCCUUGCUGGAGAGAAAAAGGUCCCAGAUCUCCUGCAAUUGCCCAAAUGCAGAAGCAAGCACGCUGGCCCUCCUUCCAGAAUAUAUCCAGAGUCCAGUCGCCUCUCCUCGUUACUUGUGGCUGCCCCCCUGCUUCCAGCCAUCACUUGUCUGGAUUAUUGUAGCAGCCUCCUCGUUGGUCUCCUGCUUCGUUCUGCCUCUGUGUAACACAGUUUAUUCUCCACAAUGAAAGCAGCCACAAGGAUCCUUUUAAAACCCACACAGGCCCUGUACCGGCUGCAGGAGCAUGUGCGCCGCUCUCUGCCUGAGUUGGCCCAGCAUAAGGCUGACAUGCAGCGGUGGGAGGAGCAGAGCCAGGGAGCCAUUUACACCGUGGAGUACGCCUGCAGUGCCCUGAAGAACCUUGUCGACAGCAGGGUCUACUUCCGCAGCGUGGAGGGUCUCCUCAAACAGGCCAUCAGCAUCCGGGACCACGUGAACGCCACGGCCCAGGGCCACAGCCCCGAGGAACCACUCCCACCCUCCUCAGCCUGAUCCCGGAAGAGACUUGGAGGUGCUUUGGCCCCUCUGACCAGCCUGACCAAAGCUGGACUCUUUGACACAACCUUAUGGGACUUGGCAGGGACCGAAGACCAAGCAAGUGUGGCCAGCGCAUCCCUCCUGCCUCUGGGCCAGCCAUGAACGUUCUGAGACGAGACUUUGCUGCCCUUGGAUUCUUACCCGCCCCUCACUGGCCCUGGACAUGGCCAUGGCCCCUCGGACCAAUAACUGCUGCCACGACCACGCACCUGCUGUGUGUCCAGCUCUGUGCCGGGUACUUCACAGUGGUCAUCUUUCAUCCUCAGACAGCCCUGUAAGGGAGAUGUCACCCCAAAUACAGAUGGGAGAAGAGAGG